UUAAGACAGCUGUCAAAAAGUCUAAUUCGCGGCGAAGUGGUCGUUAUCGUUAUAAAUACAAUAUUUUGUAAAUCUGUGAGUUUCUGUAAAACCCACAAUUAUAUCAAUAUUGAACGUACGAUGAAAACUUUUUUCAACAUAACAAUUUCAUUAUUUUAAUUACAUCAUGUCUAGAGAUAUAAGAACCUUCUUUCAGCUGAAGAAGACUCCAAAACCCACCGUUGAAGACGAUGAUGAUGUGAUACCAGAGUCGCCUGAUGUGCAAAUCACUAAACCUAAGAAAAAGGAUGUUAAAAGGAGAGCCAUAAUAAAAGAUGAUUCUGAUGAAGAAAUAUUUUCAACCAAGAAGAAAACUAAUAAUACACAAGCAACUAACAAAAUCAAAUCACCAAAACCAGCUCUUAAAGAGGUUAAAGUAGUAGACAUGUUUGGCAAUGAACCAAUAAAAAGAACAAAGCCAUUAAUUAAUAAAAAGAAAAAAACAGAGCUAGGCAUACAUUCUGACGAUGAGUUUGAAAAGAGCCUUCUAGAAAUAGACAAUGAGCAAUUGGAAUCAAAUGAAGAAGCCAGUUCCUCUAAAAUUAAAGAAGAAAAACAAUCGCCUACUGUUCAGACUGAUUCAAAUAAAACAGACAAAACCCCAUCAAAAAAGAAAAAUAAGAAUAAUAACUUAGAAUUAAAUAAAGAAUCAGAAACAAGUAAAACACCUUCAAGAAAUGAUGGUACUGAAAGUAAAACAUCAAAAACAAAUAAAAAUAAUCAAACAGUUUCCAAUUCAAAUAACAGUUCAAAGAAAUCAAAAAUGGAGUAUAGUAAACGUAAAUUUGCUGAAUUUCUGGAGGAUGGCGACCCAGAUCUGAGUAAUAAAAAGAAAAAACUUAAUGAAAGCAAAACAAAGUCUGAGGAAAUUGAUGAAGAUAUGGAUUCAUCGUUUAUUGAUGACAGUGAUGAUAAGAACAAAAAUAAGAAAAAGAAAUUCAAUAAAAGCUUGAAUGAGUCAGUGCUUACUGAUGAAGAAAGACAUGAAAGAAAAAUGCAUUCUGCAGCUUUAUACAAGAGCUAUUUAAACCGAUCUGGUCCCAAAAAUCUAGGAGCUAAGGAAAUCCCAGAGGGAAAACAUGAUUGCCUAAAGGACUGCGCGUUUGUACUGACUGGUGUCCUCGACUCGUUUGAGAAAGACGAAAUAACAGCAGCAAUCAACCAAUAUGGUGGAGUUGUUAAAAGUGGGGUGACCAAAAAGGUAACCCAUGUCUUAGCUGGUGAAGAUGGCGGCCCGGCCAAAAUGGCAAAAGCAGAAGAACUAGGAAUACCUAUUAUAAACGAAGAUCAAUUCCUCAAAAUGAUCACAGACAGAUCACAAGGCAAACCAACGAAAUCUGAAAGUAAAAAAGAAAUCAAGAAAGAAAAGAGCCCAGUCAAGAAAGUUUCAAAAGAUAAAUUGAGUCCAAAAGACAAAUCUGUAAAAGACACAGACAAUCAUGUUGAAAACAAAACAAAGAAGAGCCCAAUGGACAAAAUAAAAACGGAAUCAAAAUCGACCACUAGUAUUUCAAGGAGUAAAUUAGAUGUUAAUGAAUCAAAGAAUCAUGAUAAGGUGAAAAGUCCUAAAAAUAUUAAGGAAGAAAAAGUUGGAAUUAAAGUUGAACCAAGUUCAAGUAAAGCUUCGAGUCAAGUCAGUCGCACAACCACAGAAUUUACCGAGCAUCCAGCUAAUGCUAGCAUGUGGGUGGAGAAAUACAAGCCUCAGAACAUCAAACAAAUUAUUGGGCAACACGGCGAUGCAAGCAACGUUAAGAAACUAAUGAACUGGUUAACAAAAUGGUAUGUGAACAGACAAGCUAAAUUACCAAAACCUAAUCCUUACGCACACAACGACGACGGAGGUUAUUAUAAAGCAGUAUUGCUGUCGGGUCCUCCUGGUGUAGGUAAAACAACUACAGUAAGCUUAGUCUGCAAGGAGAUGGGUUUCGAUAUGGUGGAAUUCAACGCCUCGGACACCAGGAACAAGACGCUCAUCAAGGAGCAGAUUGGGGAGCUUCUCAACAUGACUUCGCUCUCUGGAUACGCUCAUGGGCAAGUUGGCAAACAAGCGUUAUCGAAGAAACAUGUUCUAGUCAUGGAUGAAGUUGACGGCAUGGCGGGAAAUGAAGACCGAGGUGGCCUCCAAGAGCUGAUCGGGUUGAUCAAGACAACAUCGGUGCCUAUAAUAUGCAUGUGCAACGACAGGAACAGUCAGAAGAUGAGGUCCCUUGUCAACUACUGCUACGAUCUCCGUUUUCAGAGACCUAAACUUGAACAGAUAAAGGCGGCCAUGUUAUCGAUAUGCUGCAAGGAGGGCGUGCGUAUCCCGGCGGACGCGCUGUCGCAGCUGAUCGUGUCGGCCGGACACGACGUGCGCCAGACGCUCAACCUGCUGUCGCUGUGGGCGGCCGGCGCCAGCGACCCCGACACUCUGCGGGCAGACGCCAAGGUCGCCAGGAAGGACUUCCGACUGGGCCCCUGGGAUGUCAUAGAAAAGGUAUUUUCAGCAGAGGAACACAAGACCAUGAGUAUCAGCGACAAGAGCGACCUCUUCUUCUUCGACUACAGUCUCGGGCCGCUGUUCGUUCAAGAGAACUACUUGACGGUCGAACCUCGAUGUCCCAAGCAUGAAACCCUUCAGAGGAUAAGCAGAGCUGCGGACAGUAUCAGUUUGGGAGACCUGGUCGAAAGCAAGAUACGUCGCAGCCAAGCGUGGAGUCUCCUGCCGACACAGGCAAUAUUGAGCUCAGUGAUCCCCGGGUUCGAGAUGUCCGGACAGAAGAAGGGCCGCACGCAGUUCCCGGGCUGGCUCGGCAAGAACUCGCGCGCAACCAAGUUCCAGCGCCUCUGCCAAGAGAUACACGCUCACACCCGGCUCAGCACAUCGGGAUCAAAAUCUUCCAUCUUCCUGGACUACAGCAGUCAUAUUCGCGACGCUAUCGUAAAUCCUCUUAUCAAGGACAAACUUGAUGGCGUAACAAAGUCGCUUGAAGUGUUGGAGUCCUACCACCUGCUGAGGGAGGACCUGGACUCUUUGGUAGAACUGUCCUUAUGGCCAGGGAAACGGGAUCCUACUGCACUUAUAGAUUCGAAGGUGAAGGCGGCCAUGACUCGCACGUACAACAAGAACGCUCGCGCGCUGCCGUAUGCGCAGGCCGCCGUCAAGCGCGGGAAGCCGAAAGCGGACGACGAGUUGGCCGGGGAGGACGAGGCCGAGGCCGAGGCCGAGGACGACGAGCCGCCCGACAGUGACCCCGAGAAUGAUGCGCUCAUCAAGAAAAAGAAAACUAAGGAAACAGACAAGCCGAAAGCCACCAAAAGUCAGACUAAGGCGAAACCGUCAACCAGUAAGAAGAAAAAAGAGAAAUAGCAUCGGCGUUCAGUGAUGGCCUUCUUGUUCAGAUAACUCCAAGGUCACACAGACAUCAGACCUCACAGUGCAGUGAUUGUGAUAUUAAAUUGUGAAGUGAAUAUUUUAGUAAAGCGAAAGUGCAUUUUGUUUUUA
This is a messenger RNA of Trichoplusia ni (cabbage looper), 3526 nucleotides long. RefSeq names its product replication factor C subunit 1 (gene Gnf1). Gene Ontology annotation, molecular function: ATP hydrolysis activity; ATP binding; DNA binding. The record is from RefSeq and is a predicted model, not a curated record. The coding region runs from base 167 to 3391 and encodes 1074 amino acids. The transcript has 18 exons. Lineage: Eukaryota; Metazoa; Arthropoda; Insecta; Lepidoptera; Noctuidae. Gene Ontology annotation, biological process: DNA repair; DNA replication. Gene Ontology annotation, cellular component: DNA replication factor C complex; nucleus.